This is a messenger RNA of Nelumbo nucifera (sacred lotus), 1531 nucleotides long. RefSeq lists its product as uncharacterized. NCBI's taxonomy places the organism in Eukaryota, Viridiplantae, Streptophyta, Magnoliopsida, Proteales, Nelumbonaceae. The record is from RefSeq and is a predicted model, not a curated record.
ACCCCUCAUUCAUUUUGAUUUUUUGAGGAAUUUCGAAAAACCCGAGCACUCGAGAGAGAAAACGAGAGAGAGAGUUUCGAGGUUAGAGAAGAGCCAGAAUGUGAGAGAGGUUUUUGAGAAAAACAACAGAAAGGGCGAGAGACCGAGAGAGUUUGAGAAGAGGAGAGGGGUGUUCGAACUGAGAAAGAGAGAAAACGGAGAUAAGAAGGUAGAGACGACGGGAGAGAGAGAGCUCGGGUAGAGGGCAGAGAAAAUUUGAGAGAAAGAGUUCUAGGAGAAUAGAGAAAAUCUGAGAGAGAGAGAGAGGAGCGGCAAUUCAGAACAAAACCCGCGAUCUCCAUCUCCCCACCGGCGCUACCAUCCUUCGUUGGACGAGUUUCGGCCUCCAGUUGAUUUCCCGUUAAAACCUCAACUUAUCACUUUUCUGCCGUCGAUCUGCUUCCACUGCUACUAUCGAACUGCCGACCUAAGAAUUCCAUAUCGUCCAUUCGAGUUCUUCAAACCCAUCUGCGAAUACCAGCAUCGUUGAUACUUGUAAAGGCCACAAGAGGUGUAAAGUACUUUUGGACCUUUGGGGAGCCUUUGAGAGAUUUCUCUAAAAACAUCAAAGCUCGACGUUACAAGGUAUUGGGUGAAUAAUAGUAAGCUUCGGAAGCUGCUCUACCGUUGUAUCGGUAGCAGAUAGGGAACCAUGUCGUUCAUGAGAGGAGAUCUUCUAACGAGGACUAGGAAACUCGUAAAGGGUCUCGCCAAGGCCAAACCCAUAUGGCUCAAGGCCAUGGAAGAGGCUCCACCUGUGACUUUUCCUCGCACUGAUGGAAAAAUUGAGAAGAUUAGUCUUCCUGAGGAUGUAUAUAUAAAGAAGUUCUUUAAGAAGUACCCAGAUUCUAAACAUGAAGAUGCUAUCAGGAUUUGUGGUUUUGAGCCACCUCCAGCUCGUGUUUUUGGUUGGCGGGUGCUUGAAUUGAAAGAACAGGGAGCAACUGAAGAGGAAGCGAUGGCUGUAGCUGAUAUGGAGUAUCGAGCAGAGAAGAAGGCAAAGAAGCUAGCAUACAAACGACUCAAGCAAAUUGCACAUCUCCAAGGGAAGAAGCCACCCCCCAACCCAUACCCCAGUGCCAUUAAGGAGAUACAGGCCGAGGAGAGAAAGUAUGUACGUGAGCGUUUUAACAAUCCUAAGAUACUUGAGAUUGUGCAGAAAUUGAAAGAAGAGAGAAAGCUACAGAUGCAAGACAGGAGAGCAAAUGGUUGGUAACUGAGACUGAUCGAAUAGCAGUUCAAUAAGCUUGUCUCUCAAUAGGGUCAGCCAUAAGCUUGUUUUAUGGGCUCUUAGUUUCAGACUUGUCAAAUCUUGCAAGACAAAGUGCAGGAUAUUUUUGUUGAUUUGGGUUCCAGGUGCCGCAAAAAUGGAAUUUUGAGGACAUGGUUAAUUAACAAUUUGGUAUUGAUGCCAGUUCGAGCCCUUUGGAAGAUGUCUGAUACUCGGCACCAUCGGGAAAGAAAACUUGUUUGUUGGUUCUCUUUUCUGUUA